AUGGUCACGGUGUCGGAGCUGGUGCGAAGCUGCUUGACCAAGUUCACCUUCUUGGUCGCGUCGCCCGCGCUGUUUGAACAUGCGGAGGAGAUCUCUUUGCAGUUAUGGAAAGAUGAGAUGGGCCGACUGCGUAUAUGGUCGGCAAAUAUUGGUGCACAUCAAAGGGGUCAAUCAUCCCUUGACUUUCGCCUAAGGGAUGCAUCUCACAUAAAGAGUCAAACGAUCAACCUUCUUCAAGGACUUGAAGACCUUCUGAACGAUCUCAAAGAAGUUCUCGAGGAGGCUUCAGACGAUGAAAGCCCAGAGAAUGUCGAAAUACCGGAGGAUGAUGAUACGACUGAGAUACAACAAAUACACAAAGACAUUGUCGAGACAAUCCAUCAUCUCUAUCGCAUGUCCAUGAUCAUCCGGACGCCAGCCCAUCACGAUCGAGUUCUCGGGACUGACAAGUUAGAUGCCCAGCCCUUCAAGCACUGGGCUCACAAACAUGCUUCCGACAAGUAUCCCCUUGCGGAUGCUGUAGUUCUCGAGUGUGUCAGUUCCGCAAUGGCAUUGCAGAGAGCCAUCUUAAAGUACCGUGAAAGGCAUCAUGCCAAACUCAGCCAGAAUCUCGACGACGUCAAAGAGGGCGAUCGAAAAUCAACUAUCCUUUCAGAAACAGUCGCGACGGAUAUGUGCCGUGAUCUAGCUCCUGAUCUCAUCGAGAUUCUCUCUGUGGCAGAUACAGCUGAAACACAAACUUCCUAUGCAGGAACGUUGAUCGACGGCACAGAGGCCAAAAUCCCGCCCUUACCCAAAGAAGGUGCCAACAAAACACCUUUUGAAUGUCCCUAUUGUUUCUUAAUUAUCUCAGUUCGAGAUACGCGAGCAUGGGCUCGCCAUAUUUUCCGCGACUUAAUGCCAUAUGUGUGCAUCUUCCCGGGUUGCUCUGGCAAGCUUUAUGACAGUCGUAGACAUUGGUAUGGCCAUGUUGAGAAUGCACAUGCAGAUUCAAUGAGAGCCCCUAGAUUUGACUGCUCUAUCUGCAAAGCUUCUCUUUCUAGUGUGAUGUAUGAGCGGCAUGUGAGUCGUCAUUUGGAAGAGCUGGCUCUCUUCCUUCUUCCUCGAACAGCGGAAGGCGAAGAAGACAGCAAGCAAGACACAGAUGAAAAUGCAGCACACGCUUCGAGUGAUGAAUCGAGUAAGAAGUCUCAUGACGAUGAAUCUCCACCGAAACCUUUUGAGCUUUUCCAGUGGAUACUCGAUGAAGCGGAACCUCUCUCAAGCAUUUCGAAAUCCUAUUCCGGUGACAAGGAAGGACCUAGAGAGAUUGACCAUCAUCGGAUACCAGCACCAAAUAAGUCUUAUGACGGUUCAGAACCUGGAGAGACCGAGGGCAGAGGCGUGUCACCUUCAAAUUUCGAGGCUGUCAAUGAUCAAAUCAGCGAGAGAGACCAUGAAACCGAUCUUGAAAGGACUCCUCUCAAGCCCGAAGUUGACAUAAACCACACUUCGCCCUUUGAGAAAUUCAGAAGGAAUGAUUUCCUCGUUAUGAAACACCGUGAAAUGUAUCAUGACUUAUCAUUUCCCGAGAACAGCAUUGAUAGUGGAAUGUUAACAGUGGGCGCAGUUCGGAUGGCAGCAGCUGAAGUACUUGGUGCAACAAGUGAACAGUCCAGUCUUCUGCUUCUGCAUAGAGGGCGAAUGCUGAAAGAUAAUAAGACUACAUGUAGAGCGAUAGGGCUCAAUAACGGAAGCCAGCUGUCGUGCUUUUCUGAAGAGCUUCCACUCAAUGGGCCAGUCAUCGAGAGGCUUAAAGAAGAUCCAGCGCUAUCUUCGUCGGGUGGUUUGGACAACCCUGCACUAUCUCCCAAUAUGAAGUGGUUCCCAACUCGGCUGGCGCAAAUCGCUGCAUUGACCCGCUGGCUGCAAGAGGAGAUGGUUCCGUUGGUUAAUGAGUACGUGGCGAACCCGCCGAGGAACCCUGAAAAACGAGAACGGGAAUAUAAGAGAUUGUCCGAGACGAUACUUUCACAGGUGUUGUUGAAAGUGGAUAACAUUGAUACAGUAGGCGAUCAGACAGUUCGCAUGGCACGCAGAUCCCUCGUCAAGGACGCGCAGGCGGCUAUUAAACAGCUGGACACAAUUUCGAGGCUCAGUUUCCUCGAGAUGCUUCAUGUCGAAGACAAAACCAAGACCAACGAGCCCAAAAAGAAAAAACAUACAAGCCCAGUGUCGUCUCGGCGAUCAUCCAUAGAAAGCAUUGUCACUCCACAGGAUCAAGUCAAUGACCUUUCAGAGCAUUUCCUUUCCAUGGAGAAUGCGUAUGAGGAUGGUGAGUCUGGAGACAACAGGAGCACCAUGACAACCACAACCACAGAACGCCUGAACGCUUCAUUGGCGUUUUCGGAAGCUGAUAUCUGUUUGGAUCGCCUGCGGAAACAAUACACCAAUCUCUGUGCAGAGUUGGGAAAUCUGUCAAGCAGUCGCGAGAAAAAAACAGACGACUGUUUUGAACUCAUCAGGGAAAUAACGGAACAAAUUGACAGGGUAUGGGAGAUACUGUCUCGGUACCCAGCUGAGAUCGCUGAGGUCCUGCCCCGUCUCCAAGGGUUGCAAGGUAUGAAGGAUCAAGUUCUUGCAGCUCUUGAAAUAGAAAGAUUCGAGGGAGACCAGCGAAAUCAAUAG
Penicillium antarcticum is the source of this 2667-nucleotide messenger RNA. RefSeq lists its product as uncharacterized. Bases 1 to 2667 code for a protein of 888 amino acids. The transcript has a single exon. NCBI's taxonomy places the organism in Eukaryota, Fungi, Ascomycota, Eurotiomycetes, Eurotiales, Aspergillaceae. Gene Ontology annotation, molecular function: protein-folding chaperone binding. The record is from RefSeq and is a predicted model, not a curated record.